AUGGAUUGUAUAUGUGAUGAAUUCAUUCUACUUGCGUUACAAGCGGUUGCUGCGAUUCAAAUCCCAUUAGAAUCACCAAAUGGAAUUACCAGUCAACCAAGUAAUAGACUAUCAAAACGAUCACCUGUUAAAUUGAGUGGUGAUAUUGGUCGAUGUUUCAAGAUAAAAGUCAAUGUUGAUGGAGUCAAUUUGGCUUUACAAGUCGAUUCAGCAUUUUCUGAUAUAAUUGUACCACUUUCUAGUUCAAGCAACAAUGUAGGUUUGGCUUCAGAAAGUAUCUCAAGUGAGAAACCCGUUAAUAUAAACUACAAUGACGACGAGUAUAAUGGAGUUACUUCUACAGCCACUGUGACGAUUCCAGGUACUGGUAUAGCUGGUGUCAAUUUACCAGUACUAGCAAUUCAAAAACAAUCGGCAAGUCUAGUUGGUAUUGGUGGAAAACUCGGUCAGGGAAUAUUUGGGUUUGGCCAUUCCUUGUUUUCAAAGCAUUAUUCACAAUUUACUGCAAUGGAUAUUUUGUACAAUGAUGGUGUCAUUCCUAAUAACGAGAUUGGUCUUCAACUAUGUCCGUAUGGCGCGGCUUUAAAAAGUUCCAUCAAUAUAGGAAACACGGACGUAACUACAAAAUGCGGAACGGAUGGAAAAAGUGUUGCAUGGGUACAAUCACCAAAAAACAAUCAAUUUAGUGUCAACAUCAAGAGUAUACUAGUCAAUGACAAAUCAGUGGAGCUACCCGAGGAAUUUCAGCAAGUUGUGGAAGAUGGACGUACUUUGUACUCGAGUGUGGAAACAUGCUAUAUGUAUAUGUGCUUCCCUGAAAUGGUCGUGUAUGUCUUGAUCAAUUCUAUUCUUGAUAGUGAUGCGAUCACUGUCAAAACUAUGUUUAAAAACGAUCACUUCAGCAAAAGAAAGAUUAAAAAGAAAUUACAAAAAAACCAUUUAAUGUCCAAAUCCAAGUAUAGUGUCGAUUGGGACAAAAUGCCAACGCUUUCAAUCGUGAUGUUUUCUCAAGCCCCCGUAACUGAUGACAAUCGCGAUUCCGUUGUAACAAUCACACUGGGUCCCAAAGACUAUAUGCAGAUAAUUGAUUCUGAAGAUUUUAUGUUUACUGUAACAGCUUGCCCAAAUGAUUAUGCAAAUCUUGGUACAUCAUUUAUGACCCGACUUAGAUUGACAUUUGAUUUACAAAAUCAACGCAUUGGGUUUGGUCCUGGAUGUGGAUGCGAAACUGCAACUGAUGGAUAUCCUACUAUCUCGAACGGUGAUCAAGUACUUUGGUCACCAUCACAAUUGCCUGAACAACCAAGUACUUCAGGUUCAGAUGGCACAUCCACUCCCAAGAAAUCGUUUUGGCGACUUGGUAGUACUCGUCAUGGUAGUAAGCAAGCAAAGUUUAAUUACGAGAAAUUUGAUGGCUGA
Batrachochytrium dendrobatidis JAM81 is the source of this 1419-nucleotide messenger RNA. RefSeq lists its product as uncharacterized. The transcript has 5 exons. Gene Ontology annotation, molecular function: aspartic-type endopeptidase activity. The coding region runs from base 1 to 1419 and encodes 472 amino acids. Gene Ontology annotation, biological process: proteolysis. Lineage: Eukaryota; Fungi; Chytridiomycota; Chytridiomycetes; Rhizophydiales. The record is from RefSeq and is a predicted model, not a curated record.